AUGGAUAUGGAGAAGCUGAAGAAGAUGCAGCAGUCGGUGCGCAUUGCUUUGAAGAGCGUGGAAGGCAGUUCAUCCUUCACCGACACCCCUGCUGACAUAUCUUUCGGAAAGGGUACCCCGAGACGUAAGGUCAAGUCCAAGCCGAAGAACUUUGGUGUGGACGACAAGAAGCUCCAGACCGCUCUUAAGAAGAUCAACGUGCAGCCCAUCCAGGCCAUCGAGGAGGUCAACAUGUUCAAGGCCGACGGAAACGUUAUCCACUUCGCUGCACCAAAGGUGCACGCCGCUGUCCCAUCCAACACCUUCGCCAUCUACGGUAACGGUGAGGAUAAGGAGCUUACCGAGCUCGUACCCGGCAUCCUGAACCAGCUGGGCCCCGACUCCCUGGCCUCGCUCCGCAAGCUGGCCGAGAGCUACCAGUCGAUGCAGAAGAAGGAGGGUGAGGAGAAGGAGGACGAUGACGACAUCCCAGACUUGGUUGCUGGCGAGACUUUCGAUGAGAAGGUCGAUGUCGAGUAA
Molecule: messenger RNA, 519 nt
Organism: Pseudogymnoascus destructans
Lineage: Eukaryota; Fungi; Ascomycota; Leotiomycetes; Thelebolales; Thelebolaceae
Gene: EGD1
Product: Nascent polypeptide-associated complex subunit beta
Exons: 4
Coding region: 1-519 (172 amino acids)
Cellular component (GO): nascent polypeptide-associated complex; cytosol
Source: RefSeq, a predicted model, not a curated record